Messenger RNA from Colletotrichum karsti, 1167 nucleotides. RefSeq lists its product as uncharacterized. NCBI's taxonomy places the organism in Eukaryota, Fungi, Ascomycota, Sordariomycetes, Glomerellales, Glomerellaceae. The record is from RefSeq and is a predicted model, not a curated record. Bases 1 to 1167 code for a protein of 388 amino acids. The transcript is spliced from 2 exons.
AUGGACAACUUCGCCUUCACUCUCCCGCCGCCGGGAACCGCCGCCCGCGCCCGCCCCCGCCGCCGCCGCAACCUGUGGCAGUCGCUCCGAUACGCCGUCGAGGUCGGCUACAUGCGUCUCUGUCAGUGGAUGCCGGUUCUCCUGCUCCUGGACGUCGUCGCCAACACCUCUCUUGUCCUGAGCUUUUUCUCAACUGUUCUCGCCCCCCCGACCGGCCAUCCCCAGUGGAAAGACAGGUCCGCUCCUUCCGUGCGCGCCGCCGCCAUCUGGCUGCUGGCCUUGUUCCUCUCGGUGUUGUUCCUUCUCGUCGCCUCGCUUGUCUGCAUGUGGGUGGAAAGUUGGUUUAUAUACCAUCGGGGUUUUCGGGCACCUGGCGCCAAUUUUGGCCUCAAGCCAAUCAUGCAGGCUGCGCGAAGCCAGGAUCUGUCAUUCCGGAACAUCAGUGACGGCAACCGCCCAAGCACCAAUCGACUCUGUCUUCAUAGAGCAUCAGCUCACCUGGACCGGAUGCACCCCGCUACUGCCGCCUCGGGAAAGAAGAUUGGCUGCCUGCCCCUUUAUGACCACUGGUGUUUCUGGCUAUGGGUGCCGGUUUGCAUGACGACCAACAAGGCCUAUCUCCUGUCUAUGGCCUAUAUAUUGAUGUUCCACGCCGUUUCAGUGGUUGUGCUCGCCUGGUCGUUGUCGGUAUGGGGUUUCCGAUCCCACGGUUACUCCUUCGCAGUGGCAUGCGCGAUGUUGCCCGCGGUCAUCAACUUUGUCUUCACGGCGCCUUUGAUCGGCAAAUGGAAGCAUCUGGCGGUGAUGAACUCACCCGGUCAGGAGUGGGAUAUCUUUCUCAACCCGCACCCCGGACGCGAGCCUGGCUUUCCCAUGUGUGUGCGCUCAUCAGACGGGUCAUACCACCAUCGCCUCUUCCAUAAGAAUCCCUGGGAUUUGGGAACAAUGGGUAAUCUUCGACAAGUGCUCGGUGAGCAGUGGUGGAUGUGGCCAUGGCCAUUUCUGCUCCCGAAAUCCGUCCGCGAUUACGGCCGAGACGACAACUUCGACCUUCCCUUCUCGGAGGAUUGGUUGCGUGAGGCGGAGUUACUUCAGGCUACGCCGGCCGAUGUUGAGUUGAGGGAGCUUCCUCCUCGCCAGAGGCACCUCGGCUCUUCGUCUGGUUAA